This is a messenger RNA of Echinops telfairi (small Madagascar hedgehog), 500 nucleotides long. RefSeq names its product transmembrane protein 230-like. NCBI's taxonomy places the organism in Eukaryota, Metazoa, Chordata, Mammalia, Afrosoricida, Tenrecidae. Gene Ontology annotation, biological process: synaptic vesicle transport. The coding region runs from base 76 to 438 and encodes 120 amino acids. Gene Ontology annotation, cellular component: synaptic vesicle; endomembrane system. The transcript has a single exon. The record is from RefSeq and is a predicted model, not a curated record.
CUGCCAACCGUGGGCGAGCAGUGGGCGCGCGGGCGGCCUGGCAAGGCGCUCCGACUGUAGCAGUGUCAGCGUGUUAUGAUGCCAUCUCGUACCAACCUGGCAGCGGGGCUCCCCAGCAGCAAAGUGAAGUACUCCAGACUUGCCAGCACAGACGAUGGCUACAUUGACCUUCAGUUUAAGAAAAGCCCUCCUAAGAUCCCUUAUAAGGCCAUUGCCCUGGCCACCGUGCUGUUCUUGAUUGGCACCUUUCUCAUUAUCAUAGGCUACCUCCUGCUAGCGGGCUACAUCAGCAAAGGCGGGGCAGACCGGGCCGUUCCCGUCCUGAUCAUCGGCAUCCUGGUGUUCCUGCCAGGAUUCUACCACCUGCGCAUCGCCUACUAUGCAUCCAAAGGCUACCGGGGCUACUCCUACGACGACAUCCCCGACUUUGAUGACUAGCACCCACCCCGUGCCCGAGGAGGGUCAGAUGGGACUGAGCUCAGUUUGUGACACUGGGCUGA